CGCGCAUCAAGGACCAGACGCAGAUGGAUUUAAAAUCCUCUGACACAGACGGAGAGCUCUGGAGCGUCUCCAGCCGCCUUCACUCAUGUCCCAGUAUGAAACUGGAGGACUGCAGCUCCUCUCUGAUAUUUGACUGCAUCUCUGGCCCCUUAGAAAGACAUGUUGUCUGCUGGCACACACUGGCCGGCCGCCAUGUGGUGGCUGCUCUCGACAGGCCAGCGAAAUCCAGAUAAAUUAGAUUAUUGGAUUGGCUACAACAGAUUAUAGCUCUCCUUCGAUGCUUCAUAAGAAAGCGGCACCAGUUUGAUCAUAGGAGGUUUUAUGAGAUACAGCCUUGAUAAAGACUGGCAGCCAUGCUGACCAGCUUUAUUGAAGGCCUCCUCUGCUGUCUCACCUCCAAACCGGCCAACACCGUGGUUCCCGUGGACACCUCUGAGCCUGCAGAUGGGUACGAGUUCGUGGAGGUGAAACCAGGCCGUGUCCUGCGGGUUCGACACAUCAUCCCUGACAGACCGGCGGUGGAGGAGCCCUCGCUGGGUGGGAUCGUGAGCUGCAAAAGAAAGAUCACAGUCUACCGCAACGGACAGCUGUUCAUUGAGAACUUGGGCGAGAGGGCGAGCGCGGAGCUGAAAACCUGCCAGAACGGAGAGACUGAACCCAACAGCAUGGUGGAGGUUGAGCUGACAGACUGUCGCAACUCUUCACCUCCGGUCAGCAUCCCCGAGGCUCGGUCAGACUCUGUCACAGCUGGAAACAACGGGGCAUCGGAAACCGGGUCAGCAGGAGAGGCACCUGCUGCAGGACAGGCCGAGCAGUCCCAGCAACCCCGCAAACGGAGGAGGAAGCCGAAGCGCACCGUGGUGAUUGACUGUGAAAGGAGGAUAGCAGCCUGUAAAGGAACACAUUCAGAUGUUGCUCUGUUCUUUAUCCACGGAGUCGGGGGGUCGCUGGAUAUCUGGGGGAGUCAGCUGGACUUCUUUUCCCGACUCGGGUACGAGGUGAUCGCCCCGGACCUGGCGGGCCACGGAGCGAGCUCAUCUCCACACAUAACUGCAGCGUACACCUUCUAUGCCCUGGCAGAGGAUAUGAGACUAAUCUUUAAGAGAUAUGCAAAGAAGAGGAACAUCCUCAUAGGACAUUCAUAUGGCGUGUCUUUCUGUACGUUCCUGGCUCAUGAGUUUCCAGACCAGAUUCACAAAAUGGUGAUGAUCAAUGGUGGAGGUCCCACAGCGCUGGAGCCCAGCCUGUGCAGCAUCUUCAACCUGCCCACCUGUGUGCUUCACUGCCUGUCCCCACUGUUAGCCUGGAGCUUCCUAAAGGCGGGCUUCGCUCGGCAGGGGUCCAGGGAGAAGCAGUUGCUGAAAGAGUACAAUGCCUUCAAUGUGUCGUCAUUUGUAUUGCGUGCCAUGAUGAGCGGUCAGUACUGGCCUGAGGGGGACGAGGUUUAUCACGCCGAGCUCACGGUGCCCGUCCUGCUGGUUCACGGCAUGCAUGACAAGUUUGUCCCAGUAGAAGAGGACCAGCGCAUGGCUGAGAUUCUUCUAAUGGCGUUCCUGAAGGUCUUGGAGGACGGCAGUCACAUGGUGAUGCUGGAGUGUCCUGAAGCUGUCAACACACUGCUGCAUGAGUUCUUCCUCUGGGAACCAGUCACACUUCCACCGCCAAAGAAAGAGCCCAAAGCCCGUCCAGAGACUGCCAAACCUCAAACUGACAACACUUCUGAGCCCGCCACGGUCCGGCCUGCAACCGCCAGGCAAACCUAAUCAAACUGAGCAGAAACAGACUAAAGAACGCAACGGAAGCAGGGGUAAAUGUAAACCGUGGCUCAUCCACUUCCUGCAGAACAGAACAGGUUUGAAUGGGACAGAGAGACAAAGUGGACGAUUUAUCUGAGCUCCUCAGGAUUACAGUUGGAUUUGUGGAGGUGGGACAUUGCUGUUCUGAUUUGGUUUCAGUUGCAGUUUGAAGAGAGCAAAUCAGGUCAAAGAUUGUUCGAAUGUCAGCACUAAAGAGUUUAUCCCAAACAUUCAACAGAGGAUCAUGUGGUUGUGCCUUUGAAAAACUAGAAAACAGUGGUGAAAAUCAACCAAGAUAAACUAUGAUAUGAAACUGACAGGAGAGCAAAUCAGAUCCUGUCCUUCCAUUUAUUAUUUUAUCUGAGAUCAGGUCACAGGGCUAACCCUCUCACCGGCAGCACUUUCCAUCUCACUGGGGGUCCCAAAGUGUUUCCAUGCAAACCUGUGGUCUCCUCCCAGUUAGACAAGUCAAGAAAAUCUCCAAAGGGAGGCAGGUUGGUCAGAUGCCCAAAUAACCUCAGCUGACUCCUUCCAACGUGGAGGAGAAGCACGUUGGCUCUGAUUCCCCCCGGAUGAUGGAGUGACCCAUCUAAUGUCUAAGCUGAGUACAGGCACCCUGCAGAGGAAGAUGAUCUCAAUCAUUGGAGAAUGUCUGAAUCUAUUUCUCAUGACCAUAGAAGAGACAGACUGGACAAAUGAGAGCCUUGCUUUUUGGAUCACCUUUCAUCACAACAAGAAAAGCAGAACGCAGUCUGCAAUACUUCAGAUGAGGCCCCAGUUCAUCUAGUAAUUCCCUUCUCCAUCCUGCAAUCAUUCGUGAACAAGACACCGAGAUACUUGAACUCCUCUGCUGGAGGCAGACCAAAUCCUGAACAGGAUUUUGCCAGAUGAGAGUCAAAGUUUGCACUUUUAGAAUCAAAUUAUGAUGCAAACUGCUGGAAUCUUAAUUUUUAGGCUAAGUUUUUCUAUUGCUCAGACUUGAUGAAAAUCUUUCUUUGUGUGUGUCUUUUUUUUUUUGUUAAAUUGUAAAAUAACACAUUUUUAAACCAUACUGAAGAACAUGACCAUCAGAAACAAUUGUUUGUAUAAUAAAAUGAGUCCUUGACUGUUUGAGCUCUGGCUGGAUUAUACAAUGGAGUAUUAAAGUCGUUGUAGAUUAAAGAAAAAAAAAUCUAUAAAAAUUGCA
Poecilia latipinna (sailfin molly) is the source of this 2982-nucleotide messenger RNA. RefSeq names its product abhydrolase domain containing 8b (gene abhd8b). Lineage: Eukaryota; Metazoa; Chordata; Actinopteri; Cyprinodontiformes; Poeciliidae. The coding region runs from base 354 to 1763 and encodes 469 amino acids. Gene Ontology annotation, biological process: lipid homeostasis; phosphatidic acid biosynthetic process. The record is from RefSeq and is a predicted model, not a curated record. Gene Ontology annotation, molecular function: lysophosphatidic acid acyltransferase activity; carboxylic ester hydrolase activity. The transcript has 5 exons. Gene Ontology annotation, cellular component: mitochondrion.